GGGGAAAAAAAAGUUGUCCGUGCCUACUCGACGAGCUGCUCGGCGAUCUAAAUUCAUUUCUCCUCGGUUCAAAACAACAAAAAGUAUCAAGUUUUAUGCGUGAAAUUGAGUGAUGGGGACAGGAAAUGUUCAAUAGGAUAUUCGGACUGGCUGUGUACUUAUGAGACAGAAGAGGAGGAAGAGGCGACGGAUCACAACACUGUCAGUGUUUUGCUGAAGCCCUGCUCCAUCAUGGCCCAGUGGAUGCACAUGACCCAGCUGAUACAGUAUCUGCCUGGACCGACGGUCAAUGACCUCUACCCCUCAAAUUCCUUCCCCAUAGAAGUGAGACAUUUUUUAGCCGAAUGGAUUGAGAAGCAAAGAUGGGAGGACUUUGUAUUAGAAAAUGUGGAGCAAGAGGGCCAGGCUACGGCUCUGUUGGACCAGGUCAUCCACAUGCUGCAGUCGAUGGCUCAAGAUAACAACAAUGUGGUGGAGAAGAUGAAGCUGUUGCAGAUCAGCAGGAACAUGAACAGUUUUCAGCAGCAGCCUCUGCAGUUUGGAGUGAUGGUCAGGGACAUGCUCAGGAAGGAGAGGAAUCUGCUCAGAUCUCACCCCACAAUACUCAGCCCUCCACAGUACCCACAGUAUAGAGAGUCCUCGUUCACAGAGUCCACAGAUUUGGAUAAGCUGGUUUUGAAGGUGCUGGAAAUCCAGGAAGUCCGGCAAAAGUUGCACCAGAUGCAAGAGGAGCUCAACUGGGAGAGGCAGAACUACGAAUCUAUAGGCACGAUUCAGCAGAACGGACUGGAACCCACAUCUGCAGAAAUCCAGAAACUCCAGAACCACAUCCAGCAAAUGGAGUACACAAUGAAAAGCUUGGCCACAAAACGAUUCCAGUCACUGAAGGAGUGUGUGGACUGUCUGGACCAGUGUCAGACCCAACUCAUCAGUAGGCUGAAGGUUUGGAGGUGGGAGCAGCACAAGGCCACCAUCGGACAUCCGUUUGAAGACAACCUCAACGUCCUGCAGACCGGCUGUGAGCAGCUGCUUGGGGUGAACGGGAAGCUGAGACAGGAACUGAUGCUGAUAGGGGAACCAAUACCAGAGCUUCAGGAGAGACUUGGGCAACUUCUGCAGGUUCUGAUUCAAAGCUCUCUUGUAGUGGACAAGCAGCCCCCUCAGGUCAUUAAGACUCAGUCUAAAUUCUCCACUACUGUGCGAUAUCUGCUGGGGGAGAAAGUGGCUCCGGGGAAGCCUGUGCUGCUGAAGGCACAAAUCAUCACUGAGCUGCAGGCAAGGAGCCUGGGCAGUGUACCCAGUGAUAAUGUCGGGGAACUGAUAAACAAUACAGCCAUCCUGGAACACAACACAGCCAGCAAGAGCACAUGUGCCACCUUCAGGAAUAUGUCCAUCAAGAAGAUCAAGAGAGCAGACAGAAAGGGUUCAGAGUCAGUCACAGAGGAGAAAUUUGCCCUCCUGUUCUCAACAGAGAUCAGUAUCACAGGCUGUGACACUCCCUACAGGAUACAGAUGAUCUCACUGCCGGUAGUCGUUAUUGUCCAUGGCAGUCAAGACAACAACGCUCUGGCCACCAUCAUAUGGGACUGUGCUUUUUCUGAACCAGACAGAGUGCCGUUCGUGGUGCCGGAGCGUGUGCCGUGGAGGCUGAUGUGCAGCACUCUCAACAGUAAAUUCACCUCCGAGGUUCAGACACAACACAACCUAGACCAAUACAACCAGCUCUUCUUGGCCCAGAAAAUCUUUGACAAGCCCGACUUCACUGACGACUUCAGCAACAUGAUGGUUUCCUGGGCUCAGUUUAACAAAGAGGUUCUCCCAGGUCGACCAUUCACUUUCUGGCAGUGGUUUGAGGGAGUUAUGGAUCUGACCAAGAAGCACCUGAAAACUUACUGGAGCGACGGGUUGAUAUUCGGUUUCAUUGGGAAACAGCAUCUACACCUGAUUCUCAAAGACAGGCCCAAUGGGACAUUCUUGCUACGCUUUAGUGACUCUGAGAUUGGAGGCAUCACAAUUGCUUAUGUGUCUGCUACAGAGAAUGGGGGACAAAAAAUCCAGAACAUCCAGCCCUUUACUAAGAGAGAUCUUGAGAUCCGUAGCCUUGGUGACCGCAUCCUAGACAUAAACCACAUAACGUUUCUGUAUCCCGAGUUUCCUAAACAUAAGGCUUUCCAAAAGUAUUACACAGAGCCUCAACAUCCACCCAGCGGGGGCUAUAUCCCUGUAUCACUCCAAACUAAAGUGGGCAUGGACGCUGGCUCAGCUGCACUCCCUGUUUCUAAUAUGACUUCUCAUGCUGAAAGUCCUCGCAAUGUUGUUUCCUACCCCCUAGACGCUGGCUCAGCUACACAUCCUGGUUCCAAUCUGGAUAGCCCUCACAGUGCUGUUCCUUACUCCAUGCAUCCGUUUCAGCAACCAUUCAGCCCACAAGAGUCCAUCAAUCAAGAACAAAUGGAAACUACAGUGUCUCCUGCUGAGUUCAGCCAAAACUCUCCUGUUGUCUUCCCUGACAUGGGCACAAGUGACAAUAUGGAACUAGUUUUAGACACUCUUCUCAAGGAUCUGGGGCAAUAGGAAGAUUUCCCAUUAGAGCUGUUUUGGAGUGUAAAGCUGGCACUCAAUAAGUACGGGAGAGAAACAUCUUACCUUCAUAUGAAAAAAUUGCCAGUGUGUACAGACUUUCUCCCUUCACUUCCAUCAUCAUCCAUCUUCAGCUUUAUCUACUUGUGAGUAAGAAGUUGUUAGAGACUUAUGUGAUUUCUGAUGGGCUGUUGCUACGUGGAAACAGGAAAUCAUUGCAAGUAUAACCAGAAUGUAAAGUACUGUCACUGCUGUCCAUCGGCUGUGCCUUGUUGUGCACCUUUUUUAAACCUUUUCUUUUCUCUCCUUCUCCUGGUGGUAGGUUUGUUGAUGUUGAUUUCUUUGUUAAUCUGUUUGUCCUAUAUAUAUUCCAUGCAUUUUGGAAAAUAAGUGAAUUACUGUACAGAUUACAGUGCUUAUCCAGCAACAAUUUAACACGUGUGACAGUGAUCAUCAAAAUAUAAUGGUAAUAUGACACCAACUCUCAAUGGACUAUUAGCUACCAGCUAACAGAACAUAUUGCAUGUUGUUCUCUGUGUUUGGUGCAUGUUUUUGCUUUGUUGUUUUAGUCAUGAUGAGGCUAAAAAAUGUUAUAGUAUUUCCCUAUUGUAUAUAAUUCCUCUUUAUGAUGAGCCUGGCUUUGCCUCAGCUAUAGUUUGUUAUACAGCCAUUACACUCCUUAUUUCAGCCGAGUUGAAAUCAGUGUUUAUAUCCCUAACCUUCUCUGUGGUAUAGUGAGGAUUAGGAACAUGAAAGGAACAAGAUGCUUCUCUGAAACUGUUGACUGUGAAACUAUACCACAUCACUUAUAAUGCAGCAGUGGUGUUGAUAAUGGUGUUGGGCAAUGUUGUUAUUAUAUCUGUCCAAUUAAAGACUCCAAUGUUUGUGUUUUCUGUUAUAUGUAUAAUUUCUUAAAGCUUUUGUUCAGUAAUUGCUAAAACUAUGUAUCAAAUUCUAGUUUU
This is a messenger RNA of Scomber japonicus (chub mackerel), 3542 nucleotides long. RefSeq names its product signal transducer and activator of transcription 6, interleukin-4 induced (gene stat6). The record is from RefSeq and is a predicted model, not a curated record. The coding region runs from base 232 to 2574 and encodes 780 amino acids. Lineage: Eukaryota; Metazoa; Chordata; Actinopteri; Scombriformes; Scombridae. The transcript is spliced from 21 exons. Gene Ontology annotation, biological process: cell surface receptor signaling pathway via JAK-STAT; cytokine-mediated signaling pathway; defense response. Gene Ontology annotation, molecular function: DNA-binding transcription factor activity, RNA polymerase II-specific; RNA polymerase II cis-regulatory region sequence-specific DNA binding.